Solenopsis invicta (red fire ant) is the source of this 3810-nucleotide messenger RNA. RefSeq lists its product as uncharacterized. Bases 51 to 536 code for a protein of 161 amino acids. NCBI's taxonomy places the organism in Eukaryota, Metazoa, Arthropoda, Insecta, Hymenoptera, Formicidae. The record is from RefSeq and is a predicted model, not a curated record. The transcript has 4 exons.
CAUUCGCAGACUUGUCUCGCAUCAAUGCUCAUCGUGGGUUUGACAGAGCGAUGCAAAUAGUAACAAUUACUCGCAUCAACAACGAAGACGGCGCGUCGCCCAGAUCCGACGUCUGCGCCAACGAGAGCGACGGCGAGAGCAGCGACGGCGACUCUCCCGUCAUCCAUAAGGAUCCACUCAAGAAUAAUCAUUCGGGAAAUGUGCCUUCGUUCUCUGCAGGGGUUAUGUACCAGGUGCCUCAGAGUGUCAUUUAUUCGCCUAGUCCAGGGGUCUUGUUCGGCAUAGGACAAAAUGGGCAACCGGUGCAAAUAUCUCAAGACGGAGGUACAGUAGCAUCGGUGGCGAAUUCAUCACAAUCAAACCAGCCAUUCAUUACGAUACCGCUGAACGUCGCGAUGAACGCGGCCGGAUUGUCUUUACCAGUGACUUCCAGAAUGACCUCCAGAUCACCUACGACGACGACGACGACGACGACGGCGGCAACGGUGUCCGCUUGCGGAGAUUUGCCUUCCGACCUGAGCAAAGAUCGGGAAUGACGCAAGAAUUUUCCGACAAGCGGAGUCUCCAACAAUAACGACAAUGAAAGUAGCAGUUAAGCCUCUGCUUUUUUGCUCGCCAUAGUUAAAAAUUUGUCGUGCGAAUUUGUCGGACAAAUCGCGGAAAUGGAUUCUCACACGCGCGCGGAUAUCUCCGGGCUUCUUCGUGAUACUUCCACAUUUAGGGAUAAAAUCGGAGCAAGUGAUCCAGUUUUUCUAACAAAUUACAAGCAACUAUGAUCGCAUCGUAAUGUAAGAUUUUUUGCUCUCUUUUCAGAAACGACUUGUUUGCGUACUUUCGUAUUAGGAAGAAACUAGGAACUCAGAAUCUGAGUAAUUAGGGAAUGUUCUGAAUCAUACACAUUUUAAUUAAUGGAGAGCAUGUACACGAGUGUGAAAUUAAAUUCCCAGUCAACAUUAACUAUUAUCACUAACAUAAUAUCAAUGUUAUAAUUUCACAAUUAAUAAUAUAAAAUAAUAUAAUACAUGUUAUACAUGUAACGGUUACACUGUCGGGUGUGAAAUUAUAACAUUGAUGUUUUCUAUUAUACUACUGGGAUAUUUAUUAGGAUAUUAAUAAAAGUCAAAAAUGGAGUUUUUAUAUUGCAUUCACGAGAGAGCGACGAUAGAGGAAACGUGUUUUCGUUCGGUUCAGUAGGAAAUAUUUUACCUCUUUACACUCUGCUAAACUCCACAGAUCAAAUCAAGUCGGGUAUAACCGGCGGGGAUUCCGCGCGAAUAAAUCCUAACGUAUUACAUUCGAUAGUUAGUUGUCAGCGUUCAGCGUUUUCUAACAAUUUUUUUUUGUAAAGUAAUUUGUAUAAUAAAAGAAGAUUUAGAUAUAGAACUAAGAAAUUUUAUCUAUUGCAUUUAUAGAAAGAUUGUGCAUCGUGGCCCAAGUGUACGGCAAUAACAUAUGCGGCAUUGAGUAACGCGCUCGAUUCUCUUUAAUUAAAAGCUGCACGUGGUUCUCUCCGUGAAUGCAGUAUAGAUAGGAAGAUUGAUCAACAAACUUUUUACCCUGAAAAAAUAUAUUACCGCUUAAAAAUUUUAACACAUCUUAUGUUUUUAGUAACAAAUUUUCAUACAUAAAAUGUAAAGUUACAGGGAUUUAUUCUUUUAUUGUCAGUCAUGUAUUUAAUAAGGUAUCUUCUAGCGAACCACUGAAAGAUAAUUAUAAACAAAAAUUAUUGAGUUGAAAGAAAAGUAAUGUCACAUUUUCUUACUAGAUGGUUUCAGUGUGUUUUAUUAGAAAGAAACUUUAAUUAAUAACGUUUUUCAUUGGGCGGCACUGAGUCGCACUCAGUGUAUUUUGUAUUAAAACUGACAUCUAUUGAAACUGACAUCUGAUCAUCUAUUGAAGCUCAAAUUUCUGCAUUUAGUGCGCAUUGAGUGUGCACUAGUUUGGCCAAUAAAAUACAUUAUAAAAUGCAUGCUUUUGUGUAUACUCGUAAUCUCUAAGUAUCAUUGAAUAUAUAGGAAUCGAAUGCAGAAACGUUUUUAUUCAUUUAAGAUCGAGAGCAAAACAAGUUCUAUUUUUGCUGUUUGAUUUUAUUUUAUUUAUAAAAGGGAGAGGCGCGACACAAACAAAGAAAAAAAUAUGUGCCGUGGACAAGAUACCGUAAGUUAAACACAUGUAUCAAACAUGUAUUUCAACCCAAAAUUGGAUAAAUUAAUUUUUUUUUAAACUAAGUUAAAUUAACAGUCUUAAAAUUUUAACUUAGUUAAAGUAUAGAUUAACCCAUAAUGAAAUUAAGUGAAUAAAAAGUUAAGUUAAUAAAGAAAGUUGUUGAAAAGUUAAAAAAUAAAGUUUCAUUUUAUAAUUUCAGAGUUUCAGUUUUAUAAACAAUUAAAAUCACAAAUAUAUCCUUUAUUUAGAAACAUAUUUUGUUUACAUGUGUAUAUAUUUAUUAAAUUUAAGUAAUAAAACCAUUUCAAAAUUUUUAUUCGAAAUUUUAUCUUGAAGAUUGUCAAAGACGAGUCUUUAUUGAACAGUUGUUCAAUGUGAGCCAAAGAUAGUUUUGACGUGUUAUAUUUUAUAAAAGCAUGUUUGAAUGCCUUAAAAAAUUUUUUUAUCGCAAAAGUUUUUUCACGUAUUGGUCGACAAGUAAGUUUAAAUUAUAUAAUCAGUUAUAAUCGCGCGUUUUUGUUCUGGUUCAGAUCGUCUUGUUAUUAAAUACAAAAUACUCGUCCGUUUUAUGUAAGACCUGGGUGUACUUGAAUGAAUUACAUGAUUUUACGAUGAUACGACCAAUCAUACUACACGGAAAUGAUCCAUUUCGUAUGUAAACAAAUUCGCACGAAUUCGAGAAUCAAGCUUCAUACAGUUAGAGUUAUUUGUAGGCAGGUGCACGGCGUUUUGUGACACCUUUAUUUAAAGCAUAAGUUAACUUCAAAAAAGUUGAAUUAAAAGUUAAUAGUUACCGACAAAACGUAGAAAAAGGAGAGUCAUGGAAUAUAUCUGGGGUAGUGGAAUAUUAUAGGGUAGUGGAUAUCCUAUAAUUUACUUUGAUUUCUAAAAGCUACUGUUAAAAUUACUUUGUCACAGUCUAUUUAGACAUUGUAGAACGGUUACUGGUCAUUAGUGUUCGCUGUGUUUUUAUAAAAGUUGAAUUUCAGUUUUACAUGCAGCAAAAAUUUUUACAAGUGUAUAUUCUCUAUGUAAUUUAUGAGAAGUAUGUUAUACAUAUUAAUUUUUUAACUUUAAUCUAACUUGAAGGCCUUGAAUGUGAAUUAAUCAAAUCAAAUAAUAUUGAAUUCAAUGUGUGUCGUGAUGUGUGUAUGAGUUCUGCAAAUAAAAUCAUGUUAUAUGUGGGCUGUGGUUGUGGAAUAUGUAGUCCGCCAUGUACAUCUCUCUUACAACUUUACAAUCUCAUUGUAUAAUUAUAUGUUGAAUAAUGUUUAUUAGAAGCAAAGAAAUUAUUUUAAGAAGUUUUAAAUUGUAUUAAAAAAUUUUUGAAACCAGAAAAGUUAUUAAAAAAAUUUUUAUUUUUAAUAAAAUAAAUUUUAUGAAAUGUUCGUAAAACCUUGUUUUGCGGCACUUAUUAGUAUAUAAGAUCUAUGAAGGAUCAUUUGUAAUUUUUUAUAAAUAAAAGUGCCUUUCAUGACAUUAGUUAUUAGUAUUUUACAAUCCUUGUGCUAUUCCACAAACGCAUCCUUUUCUCCCUCUUCAGUAAAUUGUGAAUUAUAUUGGUUCUAUACAUAUAUCUGAUAAACUUCUAUCUAUAGGACGAUUGGUAGAAUUCUGUGGCUAAUAAACUGGCGUUGGUUAGAA